UCUUGGCAGUUCUCGCGUCCUUCGGGCCCGACGCGGGCUGCUCCGCUGGUGCUUUUCCCGGGCGCUUCAGUGCGCCCCGCCAACGGCCUCUGAGAGCUCCCACCCGAGCGCCCCGGGAGCCGGCGGGCGGCGGCCCUCUCCGGGGACCUUCCAGCCGGCCCAGGGGGACAAAAGUGGCUCUAAAUCCAGCACAUGCACAUUGAAGCAAGUUAAAGGAUUUAAUAUGAAGCACAGAAGCAGAUAGUGUCAAAUAUUAAGCAGUAGUUGGUACACAUUUCUGGAAAAGCAGUGUCCGUGUUGUUAUGUACUCCUUCAAAAAAAGUUCAGAUCUGUAGGGGAAUUGUUGUGUAAAGUAAACUGAACUACAGGGUAGCAGUAUUAUAAUAGCUAUUGUAGACGUGUACUCAUAUUUACUGUAUUAAAAUGAGUAAAAGAACAAGCAGUGACACACCGCUAGGAAGGGUGAGUGGGGCAGCAUUUCCUUCUCCCACUGCUGCUGAGAUGGCGGAAAUUAGUCGAAUUCAGUAUGAAAUGGAGUACACCGAAGGUAUCAGUCAACGAAUGAGGGUCCCGGAAAAAUUAAAAGUAGCACCACCAAAUGCUGACCUGGAACAAGGAUUCCAAGAAGGAGUUCCAAAUGCUAGUGUGAUAAUGCAGGUUCCGGAGAGGAUUGUUGUGGCAGGAAAUAAUGAAGACAUUCCAUUUUCAAGGCCAGCAGAUCUUGACCUUAUUCAGUCAACUCCCUUAAAACCUCUGGCACUAAAAACACCACCUCGUGUACUUACAUUAAGUGAAAGACCACUGGAUUUUCUGGAUUUAGAAAGACCUCCUCCAACCCCUCAAAAUGAAGAAAUCCGUGCAGUUGGCAGGCUAAAAAGAGAGCGCUCUAUGAGUGAAAAUGCUGUUCGCCAAAAUGGACAGCUGGUCAGAAAUGAUUCUAUGUGGCACAGAUCAGAUUCUGCCCCAAGAAAUAAAAUUUCAAGGUUCCACGCACCGAUUUCUGCACCGGAGUACACUGUGACACCAUCACCACAACAGGCUCGGGUCUGUCCUCCCCGUAUGUUACCUGAAGAUGGAGCUAAUCUUUCCUCUGCUCGUGGCAUUUUGUCGCUUAUCCAGUCUUCUACUCGUAGGGCUUACCAGCAGAUCUUGGAUGUGCUGGAUGAAAAUCGCAGUGUGAGAAGACAAAAUGAAAUACGUUGUGAAAGACCUGUGUUGCGUGGUGGGUCUGCUGCCGCCACUUCUAAUCCUCAUCAUGACGUCAGGUAUGGCAUUUCAAAUAUAGAUGCAUCAAUCGAAGGAACAUCAGAUGACAUGACUCUUGUAGAUGCAGCUUCAUUAAGACGGCAGAUAAUCAAACUAAAUAGGCGUCUACAGCUUCUAGAAGAGGAGAACAAAGAACGUGCUAAAAGAGAAAUGGUCAUGUAUUCAAUUACUGUAGCAUUCUGGCUGCUUAAUAGCUGGCUCUGGUUUCGACGCUAGAGGUAACCUCAGCUCUCAAAAAUACUGGCUCAACAGCUGGAAAUAUAAAAGAUUUGAAAACUUCUUUGUUUGUCUUUGCAUUGUAUGCCAUUUUAUAGUCCAUGCCCUAAAAAUGUAUUUCUUCCAGAAAGUAGGGGGGAAGGACCUGUAUUUGUAGAAGUAAAGGUACUUUCUGUCACUCAGCUGUAUUCACUUUUACCAGUUCUGUAGUAACACCUAUUUAAAAUUCUCUCUUUGCAUGUUUUGUAAAUAGGCUCUAGUUUGUUUUCUAAAAAGAAUUGAUUUUUUGCCUCGUCAGUCUACACAACUAAUUCUCUGAAUGAGAGAGAGAGUGCAUAGAGAAUGGAUUUAGAAAAGUAUCUCUAAAAGAAAAACAAUAUUUUGUCAUGUUUCUCAAACAGUUAGAUUAAGCAGUUUUGUUAAUAGACAUUUUUGCAUCCACAUUUCAACAUUAACACUUUUGAAGUCAUGGUCUGGUGCCAGAUUUAAGAAAAUCAAGCCACCUAAUAUUUUAUGAUCACCUUCAUUAAGCACCUGUACAGAUUAAAUUAAAAUAAUUCCUAACAUUUCAGCAGCUUAUCUAAUAUGUGUGCAAUAUGUACGUUCUUAUUUUCAUUUUAGUUUUGCAGACCGUUUUCUAUAAAGUAUGUUUUUACUGAAUCCAUGUGUGAAUAAUUUCAAAAACUACAGAAUAAGGUACCGGUGUAGUGUAUUUAAUAAACUGUCAACUAAAGCAAUAUUUGUCUUUUGAAAGAUUUUAUUUCCUCAUACUGCUCUGUGAGCUAAAUUC
Cynocephalus volans (Philippine flying lemur) is the source of this 2272-nucleotide messenger RNA. RefSeq names its product mitochondrial fission factor (gene MFF). Bases 424 to 1482 code for a protein of 352 amino acids. The record is from RefSeq and is a predicted model, not a curated record. NCBI's taxonomy places the organism in Eukaryota, Metazoa, Chordata, Mammalia, Dermoptera, Cynocephalidae. Gene Ontology annotation, cellular component: mitochondrial outer membrane; peroxisome. The transcript is spliced from 12 exons. Gene Ontology annotation, biological process: positive regulation of mitochondrial fission.